CGCUCAUCAUCUAGCAAGAUGUCUAACUAUGGAUUCGAAAAGCCGUCUGGCUCAUCGUCUAAAAGGAUGUAUAAUCCUGGACCCGAGAAGCCGUCUGGCCCAUCAUCCAACAAGAAGUCUCAUUUGGUCAAGAAGCCUCUUCCAUCCACUGACGAGAUGACUGGACUCACAAUUGAGGAUACGAUGAAUAAUAGCAAGAAAGACCACGAGUUGUUCAAGAUGGUGUACGGGAAGUUCGGCGAUGAGAAAGCCACCGCCAUGGCCGACAAGUAUUCCAGCCUCUGGGAAGUCCCCCACGCCCGCAAGGGCAACAAUGGGCCUGUUGGAGCGGCCCAGACAGUUCGACUGACGCACGCGCUUCGCAGCACCCACUCGGUGCUCGCUAAUCUUGCAUAUGGCAUCUGCAAGACCCAGGGUAUCGAGCCCGCCAGCAUCAUCACCGCGAGCGUCGACGAUGAAUUCCUAGAGCAGUUCGAGGCCUCGACCGAUAAGGUCAAGGACAUGGGAUCCUACGCACGCCUCACAGAGAGCGUCAUCGAGCAGACAAAUGCGCUCCUCAACUGGAUCGACGGCGCCCCCGACGCCGAGCCCUCCUUCCCAAACAAGUUCGUGCCGAAGGACGCUAAACCUCUCCACGGGUUGAUGGCCCCGGCUGCAGUCAAAGAAUAGGAUUCUGAUGAGACUAUGGCUAUGGGUAAGGCCGAGGAAGAAACCAUGGCUUCGACUAAGCCUAUGUCUGAAACUAUGGCUAAGGCCCAAGUUCUGGCAGAGGCUUGGGGAGAUAUUCCGGAUGUGAUGGAUGCCUCCAGUGAAAGUUCAUUCAAC
This is a messenger RNA of Hypoxylon fragiforme, 825 nucleotides long. RefSeq lists its product as uncharacterized. The coding region runs from base 19 to 669 and encodes 216 amino acids. The transcript is spliced from 2 exons. The record is from RefSeq and is a predicted model, not a curated record. NCBI's taxonomy places the organism in Eukaryota, Fungi, Ascomycota, Sordariomycetes, Xylariales, Hypoxylaceae.